AACAGAAGAAAUCAACUAUUAAAACACGACAUCUUAAAAAGAAACGAAGAUAUUGCAAAUCAAGUACAAGCAACAAUAACCACUCUUUAAUGAACAAGUACAUAACUAAAGAACCAUACAAAGGAUUAGUACUUGAAUUAUUACAACCAAAAGAGGAACCUAAAUAUAUUAAAGAAGUAAACCAAGAAGUCAAGGAACCAAAAGUUAAAAUACCAAAGGAUUAUCCAGUAAAGAAAUUCUUACUAGAAACCUGGAAAAAACAACUUAAAACAAAUAUAAUCCAAACAGAAAACCUUAUCAAACUACAGAAGGUAGCAAUAGAACUACAAGAACCAAAUGAACUCAUUGAAGCCAAACAUAUUAUUCAACCUUUAAGCAUAGCAUACUAUUAUAAAUAUGGAUCAAAAGAAUUAUCUUCUCUAGAAAAAGAAGAACUUAAGAAAGCAAAAGAAAAACUAUUAACUAAACUACAAGAAGUAGGACAAGAAGUUACAGAAAUAAUAGAAGAAGAAAAAUUAACCAGAGUAUCUAUAAUAAUAGCACCAGAUAUCACUCCAGCACCACAUACAAUAAAAGUAAAAGUACCAAGAAGACAAAGAUUUAUAAGAACAAUAUCUGAAGAAGAGUUAGCUUGCCUAAUAAUUUAUAGUCACGAACUACAAGAUUACUUAACAUAUAAUCUAGCAGUACAACAAUUAGGAAUUGCUGAAACAAGAAUACAAGAUUAUCUGAGAAACGCCAAAAUAAUAAAACCACAAAUAUAUUAA
This is a messenger RNA of Cetraspora pellucida, 767 nucleotides long. The record is from the annotation of a GenBank genome assembly. Lineage: Eukaryota; Fungi; Glomeromycota; Glomeromycetes; Diversisporales; Gigasporaceae.